CCGGUACACUUUAUUCCCAAAAAUAAACAAGAAAAACCCAUCAUUCACUCGCUCACAAACUCUCUUUUUUCCUUUAUUUUUAUAUUAUUUUAAGUCCUCAAAUCCAUUAUUUUUCUUUUAUUCUCUCAGAUUUUAGCUUUGCCUUGUUCGCCUUUCACAGAUUCUUCUUCGUCUUCUUCUUCUCUGACCUUGCUCUCUCUAUCUCACUUCAAUCAGAUCUCAAAUACAACUCCACCCAUGACGCUCGGCGGCUCCGGAGGAUCUAGUGUUGUGGUUCCUCGGAACUUUAGAUUGCUGGAGGAACUUGAACGUGGUGAAAAAGGUAUUGGAGAUGGUACUGUAAGCUAUGGCAUGGAUGAUGGUGAUGACAUUUACAUGCGUUCGUGGACUGGCACAGUCAUUGGUCCGCACAAUACUGUACAUGAAGGUCGUAUUUAUCAGUUGAAGCUGUUCUGUGAUAAAGAUUAUCCGGAGAAGCCCCCAAGUGUUCGAUUUCAUUCACGAAUCAAUAUGACUUGUGUCAACCACGAAACUGGAGUGGUGGAACCCAAGAAGUUUGGACUUCUUCUAAACUGGCAGCGAGAUUAUUCUAUGGAGGACAUUCUGACACAGUUGAAGAAGGAGAUGGCUGCCCCACACAAUCGUAAGCUAGUGCAACCUCCCGAGGGUACCUACUUUUAGCUUUCACGGACAUAUAGAAAUAUAUCGUAUUGCUCUUGCAAUAUGCACUAUAUAGUUUGUAAUCCCGUGUUGGUCUGGUCUGGUGAAGUUUGGAACAUGCAGGGGAAUGCCCUAAAAAGCUUCUCCAGUUACCUCUCCACGGCUUCAUUGUCAUUUCCUUGUCUUCUCGUACGAAACUUUGUUUAAGGAAUGUUGUUUGAUUAAUGGGAUUUAUUUGUGUGUCAAA
Messenger RNA from Mercurialis annua (annual mercury), 907 nucleotides. RefSeq names its product ubiquitin-conjugating enzyme E2 variant 1C. The record is from RefSeq and is a predicted model, not a curated record. The transcript has 4 exons. The coding region runs from base 238 to 681 and encodes 147 amino acids. Gene Ontology annotation, biological process: protein K63-linked ubiquitination; DNA damage tolerance. Gene Ontology annotation, cellular component: nucleus. Lineage: Eukaryota; Viridiplantae; Streptophyta; Magnoliopsida; Malpighiales; Euphorbiaceae.